Molecule: messenger RNA, 1935 nt
Organism: Spathaspora passalidarum NRRL Y-27907
Lineage: Eukaryota; Fungi; Ascomycota; Pichiomycetes; Serinales; Debaryomycetaceae
Gene: DED1
Product: DEAD-box ATP-dependent RNA helicase
Exons: 1
Coding region: 1-1935 (644 amino acids)
Cellular component (GO): nucleus
Molecular function (GO): RNA binding; RNA helicase activity; ATP binding
Source: RefSeq, a predicted model, not a curated record
AUGUCUGACAUUACUCAAAAGAUGGACAACUUGUCUGUUCAAGAUAACGCUGGUGGUGAAAAGCCACAACGUUCACAAUACGUCCCACCUCACUUGAGAGCUGCCCGUGCUAAUGCCCCAGCUGACGUUCCUUUUGGUGGAUCUCGCCGUUCUGCUAGUGGUGGUAGUAACUUUGGCAACAAUGGUGGUGACUAUGAUGGUGGAUACCAAAGAAGAUCCAACUACAAUCAAGGUGGUUACAACAACAACAACAGAAGAGGUGGUUUUGGUGGUGCUCGCGGUGGCAGCAAUGCUGGCGGUAGAUACCAAAGACCAAUUCCUGGUGUUGGUAGAUGGGUUGACGGUAAACACGAACCAUCUGAACCUUCUAAGCAAUUGGAACUUGAAUUAUAUGGUACUCCAGAUGAUACCAAGAUGCAUUCCGGUAUUAAUUUCGACAAUUACGACGAUAUCCCUGUUGAAGUCUCUGGUAACGAUAUUCCAGAAGCCAUUACCCAAUUCACUGCUCCUCCAUUGGACCCAUUGCUUGUUGAAAACAUUACCUUAUCUAGAUUCACUAAGCCUACUCCUGUUCAAAAGUACUCCGUUCCUAUCGUUACCGGUGGUAGAGAUUUAAUGGCUUGUGCUCAAACUGGUUCCGGUAAGACUGGUGGUUUCUUAUUCCCAGUUUUGUCUGAAUCUUUCAAGAGUGGUCCUGCUCCAAUUCCAGAAGCUACUGGAACUUUCUCAUCAUACAAGAAGUACCCAACUGCUUUAGUUAUGGCCCCAACCAGAGAAUUAGUAUCCCAAAUUUACGACGAAGCCAAGAAGUUUGCUUAUAGAUCUUGGGUUCGUCCUUGUGUUGUCUAUGGUGGUGCUGAUAUCGGUGAACAAAUUAGAAACAUUGGUAAAGGUUGUGACUUACUUGUUGCUACUCCAGGUCGUCUUAAGGAUUUAUUGGAAAGAGGAAGAAUUUCAUUGAGCAAUAUUAAAUACUUGGUUUUGGAUGAAGCUGAUAGAAUGUUGGAUAUGGGUUUCGAACCACAAAUCAGACACAUUGUUCAAGAAUGUGACAUGCCUGAUGUCAAUAACAGACAAACCCUCAUGUUCUCGGCCACUUUCCCAAGAGAUAUCCAAUUAUUGGCUCAUGAUUUCUUGAAGGAUUACGUUUUCCUUUCUGUUGGUAGAGUUGGUUCUACUUCAGAAAACAUUACCCAAAAGAUUUUAUAUGUUGAAGAUGACGAAAAGAAGUCUGUUAUUUUAGAUUUGUUAUCUGCAGGUGAUGCUGGAUUAACCAUUGUUUUCACUGAAACCAAGAGAAUGGCUGAUAACUUAGCUGAUUUCUUGUAUGAUCAAGGAUUCCCAGCUACUGCUAUUCAUGGUGAUAGAACUCAAUAUGAAAGAGAAAAGGCUCUUGCUGCUUUCAAGAAUGGUGCUGCUCCUAUUUUAGUUGCUACCGCUGUCGCUGCUAGAGGUUUAGAUAUCCCUAAUGUCGCCCAUGUUAUCAAUUACGAUUUACCUUCUGAUAUUGAUGAUUAUGUCCAUAGAAUUGGUCGUACUGGUCGUGCCGGUAACGUUGGUAUUGCCACUGCAUUCUUUAACAGAAACAACAAGAAUAUCAUUAAGGGAUUGAUUCAAUUGUUAUCUGAAGCCAAUCAAGAAGUUCCAGAUUUCUUGACCAAGAUUGCAAGAGAAUCUUCAUUUGGUGGUAGCUCCCGUGGUGGUAGAGGUGGUAGAGGUGGUCGUGGAUCAUCUGGCCCAAGUAGAGAUUUUAGAAGAGGUGGUUCAUCAUCAGGUUCUUCUGGUUGGGGUGCCAGCUCUGGCUCUUCUGGCUGGGGAAACAGUGGUAACUCUGGUUACUCCAACUACAAUUCUUCAGCUUCUAGUGGUUCUGGCCGUCGUACAAAUGAUUACAAUUCAAACUAUGGUAAUGCCACUUCCAACUCCUGGUGGUAA